Messenger RNA from Penicillium coprophilum, 1110 nucleotides. RefSeq lists its product as uncharacterized. The coding region runs from base 1 to 1110 and encodes 369 amino acids. The transcript is spliced from 3 exons. The record is from RefSeq and is a predicted model, not a curated record. Lineage: Eukaryota; Fungi; Ascomycota; Eurotiomycetes; Eurotiales; Aspergillaceae.
AUGUUUGACCUUUUCCAAAUGCUUCACUCCUGGGACCAGAGUUGCCGUCUCAGAUUGCUUUUAGGGCUUCGCGGAUCUCGACAUGAAAGAUGGCCUACAAUGGAACCAGAUGUUUGGUACAGUUAUACCGCUGGUGCAGCCGGAAAUAAUUUGUCGGUCCCACCAUAUCGGGCGUGUUUCGUCAACAAUAUGCACAAGCUAUAUCUAGCGCACGUUCCGUGUAUUGACAAGCUCUCUUUCUUGAACAUCGACCUCGACAGAAACCGGCAUCAUCAAAUCUGGACUGGGGCAGUGGAGACUAUUAUCCAACACUGUCCAACCAUCUCUGAACUGGAGCUGGAUCUCAACGAAUGGAUCCGUCCAGAUUACUUACCGUAUAUACAAGGACGUCGAGCAUCAUUGUCUUCCUUACUCGGAAAUAUUCCUCGUAGCCUAAGGGUGUUCCACUACAGGGCCUCGGAGGACGGCCCGUGGAAGCAUAGUAUGCCUGCACUCAAUGUCAUCCCUUCGGGGACUGAUAGCAUGACUAUCAAUUUGCGAGAUCUCAGUACUCACCUUCGGGAAUUGAAGUUGAACAGGACCACUCUUCCAUUUGACUUUCUGUGCCCUUUGGAUGGAACAGCCCGACCUAUUCUAGGCUCCUUGCAUUGGCCUUGUUUGGAAAUAAUGGAAUUGAUGGAUGUGCCACCCUGGCUUCCUUCUGGGAAAUGGGCUUCCAAUCACACCCCGGAAUAUCGAGCCGAAAUAGAGAGUGACAAGUGGAAUGACCGGAUCUGCGAUGCUGAACGGAGAUGGGGCGGAACAUCAGUGAUGGAUGAAGAACAAUUUCACCGACUUCUCAUAUCGCUGGGUUAUGCAACACAACGUAUGCCCCGUUUGAAACAGAUGGUAUUUCGUAUGGAGUGCUAUUGCCGGUUCACUCUUUUGCUUCGGAACAAUACCAGCGUGAGUACGUUGCAAUGGCACUCUCGUGUCAAAUAUCGGCCAGAUAGCCGAGUUGCAAAGGCAUGGAAACUUGACCUCGAUGGUGAUGAUAUGAAGAUCGAGUGUUCGGAUAUGGGUCUAUGUUCUGUGAUGCUUCCAAAGUGGCCGCCCGACGAGCCUAUGUAG